Neurospora tetrasperma FGSC 2508 is the source of this 252-nucleotide messenger RNA. RefSeq lists its product as uncharacterized. NCBI's taxonomy places the organism in Eukaryota, Fungi, Ascomycota, Sordariomycetes, Sordariales, Sordariaceae. The record is from RefSeq and is a predicted model, not a curated record. The transcript has 2 exons. Bases 1 to 252 code for a protein of 83 amino acids.
AUGUCGUGGUGUCACCGAGUGCCAGUGUCCUACCCUCCUCCCCGAGACCACAAGGACUACCUAGUGAGCAAGACACUUGAACUGACGCUGACACGGACAUUGGUGCUGGUACCUCAGCUCCGGUUUCUCAGUCUCUUACAGCGAGACCGAACUAAGUACUUGCUGGAGAAGAAAGCCAUUGCGGAGGAUCUGGGAGAUAUGUGUGAGGCUGAAUCAGGAGGUUCUGAUGCUUGUAUCUUCAAGAAGACCUGA